Molecule: messenger RNA, 1560 nt
Organism: Cladophialophora carrionii CBS 160.54
Lineage: Eukaryota; Fungi; Ascomycota; Eurotiomycetes; Chaetothyriales; Herpotrichiellaceae
Exons: 3
Coding region: 1-1560 (519 amino acids)
Source: RefSeq, a predicted model, not a curated record
AUGGCCUCUGGGCAAGGGUGCAGCUCGACUGAUUAUGCAGCGACUGUAUCUGGUGGGAGCCACCCCUUCACCAAGGACAACAGGACGAAUGAGCGCUGGGAUGGAGAUAACUACUACGGCGACCAUCAGAGAUACUAUCAUGGCCAACCGGCUCAACCAGACUGGCACUCGGCUCCAAACUCCCCACCACCGAGACACCACGGCAUUCGCAUCCUAGGCGCAGCUGGGCCGGAACAUGACAUAUGUUUCCCUGGAGGAGCUGAACGUGGGGAACACCGUCAUUAUGUUAGGGGUGCACGAUCGGAACACCACGCACGAAAUGACCUUAUCCAACCCGAUCAUUCACGAAGAGUCCCGUCUCGCUGUUCACCUAGAGCUCGGUCAAGUUCAAACAGCGAUCGGCAGGACCUCGACAGGCUGCUCAAUGACCAAAGUCGCAUCAUCCAGAGGAAAGAUGGCAAAAUCAACGAGCAACAAAAACUCAUCAACAAGCUCACCAGCGAAAAGAAGACCCUUGCAACUACUAUCGAAGAUCUAAGAUUUCUCAAGGACUCCUUAACUCGGAAGCUCCAUGAGAAGGACGAUGAACUUCAGCGGGUGAACUAUCACGAUCCUGAGGGGUCACAUCGUAGAGACGAUCUCACUGCAGCUCAAGACAGAAAGCUACAAGAUUCCAACCGCUAUAUCAAUAACCAUCUGGAUCAGAUCCGCAACCUUGGGGGACUGCCCGUCCCUCCACCUCUGCUCUCGACUUUCCAGACGACUCUGCUUGCUUUUCAAGGCGCAGAUCUAGCCACACCUGUAGAACGAAGACUUCAAGCACUCGGCGCCACCAUGGACGAGAAUGACCUCAUAGAAUCACAGCAACCCGUCAUCGUCUCAAAACAUCUCCGAAAUUGCAAAGACAACGAAAACAGUUCAUGGUCACGGCCGGUCGCUCAGACCGUACUCUGGCCCAGAGUUAAAGACGAUCCCGCCUUUGCAGAUGUUGGUCAUGGACCCCCAGUCACAUUUGACGUGCUCUGGCAUCGAAUUCGGGAUAUCACUUCGAGCCACGUCGCAAACGACGACCAAUAUGAUUCACAUUCGUCAACGUUCGACGAGCGAUAUGACCCGCAAGAUCAUUCACCGCUUUCUCUGUCAGAAAGUGGACUGUCGAAUAAGGAAGAAGAACGACUGGCCGUACCAGCGGGGUCCAAUCAUCUCGCGCUAGCGAGGUCUCAUAUGCGUCACAAGGGCCGCGGCAGACCAAGAUCGCGGUCACCUGGGUAUAAAAGACACCGAGAUCAGAGACAAAAAUACCGCCAGCGACGAUAUGAGGGUUCCAAUCCCGGCCCGCCGUCGACCGACCGAGACCGAGAUCGGCACAGAUACGAGGUAGGUGAACGACCCAGAGAUGUGAAAACCAUGAUGGAUGCAGACACAGUGCGGAACAUUGAAGCCAGAUCUGGAAGUCGACAGCCAAAUCAGAAGACACGCAAGGGGGCAAAACGCAAAGGAAAGAGAAAGCAGCAGCAGCAGCGAAAGCAGGAGGAGAAAUCUGCUGGAACUGUUGAUUAG